AUGUCAACUUUCCAAGCACCGCCAAACCUCCAAGCGAUAUGGGACCUUCACCACCAGCCACGGAUGCCAGCUAUGCAACAGCAACAGCAACAGCAGCCAAGAGACGUAUCAAGUCUGCAUCCCGUAUUCUUCACAGGCCGUCUGCGGCCCGCAGCCGGCGCCCCCGUCGCUGCCGCGGUGAACAUGUUGCACCCCGUAGCGCAUGGCUACGUGUAUCGCGAUGAGCGGUUUGCGAGGAGGCCCGGGGGGCCAAUGUUCACAGACGUUUAUAACUACGAAAUGAAGAAGAAUCUUGGUAGCAAAACCCUUACAGAAGAAGCGGGUAGCAAAUUGUAUUUAGAUAGUGUGGUAAUACACCCGAGAACCCUCAAGCCGGCUUCGCCAGACAAGGCGGGAAAGGCGGAUAACAAAAUGAAGGAACCGGUGAUAAUCACCCCCAUGUUUUGA
Messenger RNA from Xylaria bambusicola, 447 nucleotides. RefSeq lists its product as uncharacterized. The transcript has 2 exons. The record is from RefSeq and is a predicted model, not a curated record. Lineage: Eukaryota; Fungi; Ascomycota; Sordariomycetes; Xylariales; Xylariaceae. Bases 1 to 447 code for a protein of 148 amino acids.